AUGCGAGACGUGCACAGCCCGGACGAGUACUACUGGGCAACUCUGCAGUACAACCAGAACCUCCAGGCUCCGGGCUCGCACUACUCAGGUAGGCCUGAUGAUAAGCCUUGGUUGGCUGUACAUGCAGCUUGGGGCGGAGUGGACCCGUGUAAAGGUAAAUAUGUGCGAGGCGUGUGCGUGUUUGGGCUCGGGGACCUCGCGGCGGUCGUGUACAAGAGACACUUGUUCGUCAACAAGUUUUAUUUGGAGUACCAGCCGCUUGCUCUCGACUGCCUGGAGGAGUGGCUUCACAAUCGGACUGCGGAACCAGCCCACCAACCGCUCAACCUUACAUACUACCGCAAACUACCAUACAUCAACACCGGCCGCGCAUCUUGA
Molecule: messenger RNA, 378 nt
Organism: Mya arenaria
Lineage: Eukaryota; Metazoa; Mollusca; Bivalvia; Myida; Myidae
Product: N-acetyllactosaminide beta-1,6-N-acetylglucosaminyl-transferase-like
Exons: 2
Coding region: 1-378 (125 amino acids)
Molecular function (GO): acetylglucosaminyltransferase activity
Source: RefSeq, a predicted model, not a curated record